CCGCCGUGAAAGGCCUCGAUAUGCGUUCGAAAAAAUUAAUGGAGGACAAUGAUCCGGAGGCCUCUGCGCCGGAGCCUCCGACAUCUCAAGCGACUCCAUGGCUGCAUGGUCGUCCAAGGCUUCAACUCCCAUGGGAAGCCACUCAGGGAUCUCCUGCUCUCCGUCGUCUCCUCCUCCUCGGGCCGAGACAUCAAUAUGGAUUACGCCAACAAGGUGUUCGCUCAAAUAGCUGUGCCAGACCUGUUCAUGUGGAACACCAUGCUUCAAGGCUUCGCCAGCAGCUCCCACCCCAUGCGCGCCUUCUCCCUCUAUUCCCGAAUGCUUCGCGCGAACGUCAGUCCUGAUGUCUACACCUUCCUUUUCUUGCUCAAGGCUUCCUCCAAGUCGUCUGCGGCGGCAGCAGGAGCCCAGUUCCACGCCGUCUGCACGAAGCUCGGCUUUGAUUCUGACGCAUUCGUACGGAAUUCUCUCAUUAAUUUUCACGCAUCUUGCGGGGAUUUGACCGUGGCAAUGGCUCUCUUCGACGGCCCUGCCCGAAGAGACGUCGUCGCUCGAACCGCCGUCAUACGGGGCCACGCCACCAGAGGCGAUCACACCGUCGCCCGCCAGCUGUUCGACGAGUCGCCUUGCAGGGACGUGGUCUCCUGGAACAUAAUGAUCGCUGCAUAUUCGGCGCGAGGGGAGAUGGACAAAGCCAGGGAGAUGUUUGACGCAGCUACUGAUCGGGAUGUGGUGUCUUGGAACACGAUGAUUGCAGGGUACGUGCAACGUGGAUUGCAUGGGCAUGCAAUGGAGGUCUAUGAAGAGAUGCGAGCGGAGGGAUGGCAGCCGGAUGAAGCAACUAUCGUGAGCUUGCUGUCGUCGUGUUCCCUCUCCGGCUCGCUGGACCUGGGUCAGCGGAUACACUAUUCCAUUCUGGAAUCCUCGAGCUCAAGGGCUGGCCUUAGCUUGCUUCUGAAUAAUGCAUUGAUAGGCAUGUACGCGAAAUGUGGGCGCAUAGACAAAGCACUAGAGAUGUUUGAAAGAAUGUCAGAGAGGGAUGUUUGGACGUGGAACUCAGUCAUCGGCGGUCUAGCUUUCCAUGGCCGGAUAGCGCAGUCAAUUACUCUAUUUGAGCAGAUGCGGGCAACUAAAGUGCUGCCAAAUGAUGUCACAUUUGUCGCUGUGUUGUCUGCGUGUAGUCAUGGUGGGAUGGUGGACGAGGGCCGGAGAUACUUCUCUCUGAUGAGAAAUGAGUACAGAAUUGAACCCAACAUCAAGCACGUUGGAUGUGUGGCAGACAUGCUCGGACGUGCUGGUUUUUUGGCAGAAGCAUUCGAGAUUGUUGAGUCAAUGAAAGUUGAUGGGAGUGGGAUAGUAUGGAGGAGUCUUCUUGGAGCUUGCCGAGUUCAUGGUGACAUCGAGCUUGCAGAAUAUGCAAGGAAGAAGAUCAUUGAGAUGCAUGAGGAUUCAAGCGGGGACUAUGUCUUGCUCUCAAAUGUGUAUGCCUCGACGGGCAAGUGGAGAUGUGUUGAGGCAGUGAGGAGGUCAAUGGAUCAAAAGGGACUGAGGAAAGCAGCUGGUCAUACUCUUGUAUAGCUUGGAUCAGAUAAUUGCAAGGUACAACACCCUAUGAACUUUGACUUCUACCAAUCUGAUGUUGUGUAGCUUUGCACGACAAUAUACCAGCCAUUCGGUCCUAAUCUUUGACAUCUGCAGUACUCUUGUUACCAACUUCAAGUCGACUUGAGAGAAGAAGAGCUCUUGAUUGGAUCUGUGUUCUUUAGGCACCUUGAACUUUUUCACAAGGCAAUUCCCAGUUAGGAAAA
Messenger RNA from Zingiber officinale, 1808 nucleotides. RefSeq names its product pentatricopeptide repeat-containing protein At5g15300-like. The record is from RefSeq and is a predicted model, not a curated record. Lineage: Eukaryota; Viridiplantae; Streptophyta; Magnoliopsida; Zingiberales; Zingiberaceae. Gene Ontology annotation, biological process: RNA modification. The transcript is spliced from 2 exons. Gene Ontology annotation, molecular function: protein binding; RNA binding. The coding region runs from base 49 to 1578 and encodes 509 amino acids.